AUGUCUGAAGAAGGGUCAUCGUCAUCAGAUUCUGAUUGGAUUUUGAUUGAAAAAGAGAUAAAUGAUUUUUUUAAACUUGAAGCUAAAAUUCAAAAUCUUCAAAUAACAUUUGUUGAAGUGAAAGAAAAGACUGUUAAUUUAGAAAAGAAAAAUGAUUAUCUUGAAAAUGAAUUUAAAAAAAUUCAAAAAACAAAUUUUGAUAACAAAAAUGAAAUUGAUGUAAUUAAACAUAAUUUUCAAAAAUUAAUUGAAGAAAAUAUUAAAAAAUCAAAAGCUAGAAAUAAUAAUUUUUUAAAACAAAAGUGUGAGAAUAUUAAUUAUUUGGAGGAAGAAAUUAAAAAGGUAAUUUUUUAA
This is a messenger RNA of Meloidogyne enterolobii, 354 nucleotides long. The record is from the annotation of a GenBank genome assembly. NCBI's taxonomy places the organism in Eukaryota, Metazoa, Nematoda, Chromadorea, Rhabditida, Meloidogynidae.